GACACACGUAUUUCCAGUAUUCAUAGAGCAGAGUGGCAGAGCGGAGUCAGCAGAUUGUUGAGAAGAAUAAACAGCUAAAACCUUGUUCAAUUUUUCCUGCUGCCUGGACUUUUCGAACUGGUUUACCAGAGAGACAGCGAGAAUUCAAGAUCUAACAAGUUUGAGUACCGUUCGGAUACUCCGAAUUUACCCUCCCAGCUCUGCAUGUACCUGUGUGAAGGAGAUUUACCCCAAGGCUGUAAUACCUGAUCUUACAGAUCUUCAUAGGCUCCAUCACAGACAAUGGUAGCAUGCAUGGGAUAUCAACCAGACAAGUCCUGUAAAAGUGCAAAAUGCUUGUGGUAGGAUGGAUGGAAGAAGAAGGUAUGAUGGACAACACCAUCCUGGAAGGGAUCAUGAUGUCAAUCAUCAAUUCCAUCAUGGACACUUGGCUUACAAUGACCAGAUGAUGGACAGAGAAAGCUAUGAACACUUUAUGAGGAGAACUUCCCAACCAUCAUCAAGGUAUCAUGGUGGGAUGCCAUACUAUGGAAACCAGGGUGUUCAAGGGUCACCUUAUUCAAAUUGGCAAGGUCAGACAAGGGGUCGAUCCCACGCACAGAAUACAUAUCAUCCUCAGGUACUUCCUAAUUGCUAUGGCCAAACUAACUUUCCAAGUGGACAAACUGCUGGACAGUUCUCACAUUUUGGAUAUGAGGGAUUUGGGAAUGCUGCUGAUGGGAUUCCUAUGCAUGCAAGGCAUUCAUUGCCAAGUGGUUUCGGUGCUAAUGAUAGCAGGCAGGGCUUCUGGAAUAAUGAAACGUAUGGUGGUUCAAGUCGGGCAAGAAUUUAUGAGUCCAGAGGCUACCCGCCACCCUAUGAUCCAUCUGGAGGCAACGCAGGACUUGCCUCUUCACAAGUUCAUCAAGGAAUCGAAAGCAGCAUCAAUGCUACAGACUUGGCUGUGACUUUCAAUGAUAGAAGUAUUAGGAAUCCACACUAUACUGAAUCCCACAAAGGUAACCCACCUUUGGAUGCUGGUUGUGUAACAUCGGGAUAUCAAUUGCAAUUAGAAAGUAGCAAGUCAGAUGUACCCAUACCGUCUGUAUCUUCACAAAGUUAUUCUUUAGGUGCUCAGCUAUCGAAUCUUGGAUCUCCUGACAAUGUUCCUUUGCCGUAUUCAUCAAGAAAUAACACUGGUGGAAAGAGUCCCUUACCUUGCUUUGACAAUCAGGAGCAUGUUACUGCUGAUAAUUGUUGGAUGCAUUACCAAACAAAAAAUGUUCCUGACAGUGGAGGGAAGAGGACAGAAUCCCAUUGUCCUAGCAAGCAUUCAUCAUCUACACCAUCAUUGCAAGGGAGUGGCAAAUGUUUUGGUGAUGACGCUCAUGAUCAACUGGAGGGUCCUGUUGAUCAGGAUUCUCUCAAUGUGAAAAGAAAGGAGCCAUCUUCUACCAGUCACAAAUCUUCAGACCAUCCUGUAAAGAUUCCACAAGCAGAAUUAAAGAAUGAUAAUGUCUCCACUGAUACAAAACACUUCAAGGAAAGAAUUGUUGAAUCUGAGAAAAUGCUAAUUUCAAGUGAAGGUGAAAAUGAGACGAAAUUGGAAACCCAUGAGUAUGUGACCAAGAAUUUUCCUGAAAUUGCUGAACAUAAGGAAAGUGACCCACCAGUAUCUUUGCUGCAUGAUCAUAAAGAUUGCAGUGCACUAUUAGAAGAUACAAGGCAUGAAGUUCAGAUCUGUGAGGAGGCUUGCUCACGGCAAGAAAAACAUGUAACACCCACAGAGAUUUGUGAUGAUCGUCAUGAUGCAAAAGAAGGAAAUGUACCAAAGAAGACUCCUACAAAAUCAGUUCGAGCAACAGUAGAUCUGAGUGCUUCGGAACUUGGCUGCAGCACUUUGGUUCAAUUCGAGGGUGGUACAUGCACGUAUAUCAAAGGAGAGCCUACAGGUCAAAAAGGCGAAGGAACAUUCUACUGUUAUGGUCAGCAGGAUGAUGAUACAGAACCAGAGCCAAGAGUAGGGUCCCCUCAAGAGAAACGUCCUCCAGCAAUACAAGAAUAUAAAGAUUUGACAAUAGCCACAACAAACCCACAAAGUAGUCAAUACCAUCUUCAUCAUGAUGACAUCUCUAUGGGAAAGCUCCAAACGAUGCCCGAAGUGAAGUGUCGGCUAAGAGAAGGAGAUGGCAAUGGUCAAAGUCCAAAGGAACUUGAGUGUGUCUUAGAUGCUCCAAGACAUUUUGCAGUUCCUUUGGCUAUUCGAGAACAUAGCACAGUGAUGGAUUGCAACAAUGAUUUUGAUGCCUUGCCAGUUGAAGCAGAAUACCAGGAAUUCAUCAAUUCUUCAAAAUUCAACACAAGACAUGGCCCUAAUGAUGAUGUAAUGUUUGAUAGAUGCCCCUCAUGCUGUGAACUGGUAGCCUGUGAUGACAUGGUAGAACAUUCAUUUAAAUGCAAGGUAUCAAAACCAGACCCGGGUGAAGCUCCAGGCAACCUCCCUGUCGACCUAAAACCACCAAAUGACGAUGAAGCAGCUAUGAACUGUCCAGAAUGUGGAGUUGGCUUCCAAACAACAGACGACCUGGUCAUCCAUCUGCGCAUUCAUGAGAUGUUGGCUAAGAAUGCCAAGAAAAUUCAGGAAGCAGACCAAAUGAUGUUGAUGACUGAGGAGAUGGAGAAACAAAUGACAGAGAUGGCUGCAGACAUCUCUGAACAACAACCUGAAGAAUGUGAUGUGUGCUACGAGGUCUUCACUGAUCCUACAAUGAUUCCGUAUCACAAGAUGAUGCACCAGCAGUUUCCCUUCCAUUGCAGGAAAUGCAACCUCUUCUUCAGCACCCUUACGGAACUGUACAAGUCCCGUUGCGCCGACCAGAAGCGCCACAAGGUCUUCAAGUACAGGUGUGAGAGGUGCAAGGGUGUCCUCCUGGACUCGUAUAAGAUGCGGAAGCAUCGGAAGAGAUGUGAGGGAAAGAUGGAAACCUGUAGGCUCUGCCAAGAGAAAUUUCCAUCCUUCAGGCAGUUGGCUCACCAUGCAGAAAUCUUUCACAAUGAAAAGAUGAAUAACAUUGGCAAGGAUAGUGGAGAAAUCAAUGAAACCAACAUUGAUCAGGCAGUUUCUGAAACUGAAAAUACUGAUCUUCAAGAUGGAAAUGCUCAAGAUGAGAAAGUUGCAGUCCAACAUGUUCAAGAUGAUGAACAUGUAGUCCACAGUGCUGAAGGUCAUCACACUUCAGAUAAAAAAAAUUCAGAUUCUAUGUUGGCAGAACAGGAUUUGUUACAGCAUGAUACCAGUCUAGAAAUUAAAUCAGAAAGUAGACAUGUCAAGGAUGAAAUCGGAAAAACAACUUACCAAAAUGAGCGUACUGUUUCUGAAGGACCUGGCAGGAUGGAAGAGCCUACGGAUGCUAUGGAAGCAAAAGCCAGUCCUUCAGAAUACGGUGGUGUGAUUCUGUGUAAAAUCUGUGGAAAAGAACUACCAAUGUCACAUAGAUAUCAUGGACGAGCGUGCAAGGAAAUUCCAGAAUACUGCAAGACUUGCUCAAAAACAAGAACAAAGAGAAUGUCCUCUCGAAGCAUAGGAUCUGAGAAAGAGAAAGAGCCGGGCCAGAAAAGAACUUUGCCCAUAUCGGACAGCACAUCAGAAGAGGACACAUGUGAGAGUAUAACCACGGAACCAUUAGAAAAGAAGCGCAAGAAGGGUCAAACUGAUGGUGAGACAUGUGAUGCUUGUGGGAAGUGGUUCAAGAACUUCUCAAAACUUGAAAAGCAUGCUGGAAAGUGUGAUGGUGUAAAGAAGCAAAAGGACAGAGGGGUUUGUCAAGAUUCUCCAAAUCCAGAUGAUGAAAUUAAAAUGAACUGGAAGUCUUGGGAUCAUGAGGUCAAAUGUGACAGGACUUGCUCAAAAAAAGAAAGUACAAAAAAAAUGCCAUCUCAGAGCUUCGCAUCUGAGACAAAGAAAGAGCCAGUUAAGAAAAGAACUUCGCCCCUAUCUGAUAGCCCAUCAAAAGAUGACACAUUUGAUAAUAAAAUCAUUGAACCAUUAAAAAAGAAGCAUAAGAAGGAUCAAACUGAUGGAGAGACAAGCGGUGCUUGUGGAAAGUGGUUUAAGAACUUUUCUAAACUCGAAAAGCAUGCUGGAAACUGUGAUGGCGUAAAGAAGCAAAAGGACAAAGGGAUUUGUCAAGAUUUUCCGAAAAGAGGUGAUGAAAUUAACUUGAAAUGUUUAUCUGGGGGUCUUGGGGUCAAAGAUCACAAAAUGAAAUCUCAGAGCUUAGCAUCUGAGACAAAUAAGGAGCCAGUCAAGAAAAGAAUUUUGCCCCUAUCCGACAGCACAUCAAAAGACUACACAUUUGAUAAAACCACAGAUGGCGAGAUAUGUGGGGCUUGUGGAAAGUGGUUCAAGAAUUUCUCAAAACUCGAAAAGCAUGCUGGAAAGUGUGAUGGCGUAAAGAAUAAAAAGGACAGAGGAAUUUGUCAAGAUUCUCCAAAACGAAGUGAUGAAAUAAACCUGAACUGGAAAUAUCCUACAACACAUCAGUGUCCUAAUUGUAAACGAAUGUUUUCAAAGGAGAAGAGGUUAAAAAAACAUGUGAAAACUUGUCUGUGGAUUCCAGAAAGCACUUCUUCGGAACCAAGUGUACGCUCAAAUGCUCCAGUUGAUGACGUAUCAGAUCAAGAAGAUGAGCUUUUAUUGACUGCCUUGGAAAAUACUGAUGAUGCUGGUGCCAGAGAUGCAGUUAGGUUUACCAAUGCUGAUGGUGUUGAUAAUUCAUUGGUUUCCUCACCUAUUGAAUCGGUGGAAACACCUAUUGAGGACAACAGUAUAGAAUCUGUGUUUGCUGCCGAAAUUAACCAGCUGACUAUGAACAAAGAAGAGUCUGAUCAAAGUACAUGUGACGUAGCUGUUGGAGAAUAUAAGCAGGAGUUAGUUAAGAUGAAAGUGCCUGAUAAAAGUAGCUGUGACAUGGUAGAUGCAGAAGUUUAUCAAGAACAAGUAGACAGAGGAGAACCUAGUCAAAGUAAAUCUGUAACAGAAGCUAAAUGUAACCCAGAGACAAUGGUCAGCGAAGAUUCUGAUGACAGUUCUCAUGGAUUACCUGUUACCAAAGUUAAUCAGGAGACAAUGGACAGUGGAAAAUCCAAAGACACAGAAAUUUACCAGCAUGCUUUGAACAGUGGAAAACCCAUUGGAAAUGAAAUUAACCAGGUUUUGGACAGUGGAAAGUCCAAAGAAACAGAAGUUAACCAGGAGGCUUUGGACAGAAAGAAGUCCAAUGAAACAGAAGUUGACCAGGAGACUUUGGACAGAGAGAAUUCCAAUGAUACAGAAGUAGAUCAGGAGGAUUUGGACAGAGAGAAGUCCAAUGAAACAAAAUUUAAACAGGAUUGCUUCAACCGAGAGAAGUUCAAAGAAACAGAAGUUAACCAAGAGGCUUUGGACGGAGAGAAAUUCAAAGAAAUAGACGUUGACCAGGAGGCUUUGAACAGAGGGAAGUCCAAGGAAACAGAAGUUAACCAGGAGGAUUUGGACAGAGAGAAGUCCAAAGAAACAGAAGUUAACCAGGAGGAUUUGGACAGAGAGAAGUCCAAAGAAACAGCAGUUAACCAGGAAGCUUCAGACAGGGGGCAGUCCAAAGAAACAGAAGUUAAACGGGAGGCUUUGGACAGAGAAAAGUCCAAAGAAACAGAAAUCAACCAGGAGGUUUCGCUUAUGGAAAAGUCCAAAGAAACAGAAAAGGCUUUUGACAGAGGGGAGUCCAAGGAAACAGAAGUUAACCAGGAGGAUUCGGACAGAGAGAAGUCCAAAGAAAAAGAAGUUGACCAGGAGGCUUUGGACAGAGAGAAGUCCAAAGAAACAGAAGAGGCUUUGGACAGAGGGAAGACCAAAGAAACGGUUAACCAGGAGGCUUUGGACAGAGAUAAUUCCAAAGAAAUAGAAGCUGGCCAGAGGACUUUUGACAGAGAGAAUUCCAAAGAAACGGAAAUUAACCAGGAGGCUUUCGACAGACAGAAGUCCAUGGAAUCGGAAAGUAUACAGGAUAUUUCCACAAUGCGUGCUACCAAUCGAGUUGUGUCAUCCCACAAGGACAGAUCACCAGUCGCAGAGACUAACAUAAAUCUUGUACAAAACGCUUUUGUUACAUCUUGCGUCCCAGAGACCUCAUCAGGGGGUGAAGAGUUGCCUGCAGAAUCAAGUAGUGAAUGUGAUAUUGCAAAAUCUGUAGGACAGGGUUAUAAGGGGGAAAUGUCAAACUAUGAUGGAGACUUAAUCGCUGAUCCUUCACCAGCAUCGAAACAACUCAUUAAUUGUAGAAGUGAGAUAGUGAACUCUGUAUCUGAACCUACCAAGGCAGUUCUUGGUCCAGAUGCAAGAGGUACAAGAGACACUUCAUCAGAUAAAAUUAUUCAGGAACACUCAUCAGAAGGGGAUUGUUCGCAAUUGUCCUCCAGAGAAGCAAUGACACCAGACCACUUGCCAUCUGGUGGUUGUCCCAUGACAAAUUCACCAUUGUUAAAGGCUAACAAAAACACUGAGAUGGACAUCUCUGAUUCUGCAUGCUGCAUAGCUGAGGAAACGGGAUGCCUAGAGGCUGAUUUAUCUUCUCCAUCAGCAGGAGCAGAUGUAAAGAAGGACUCUUAUUUGGCAGAGGAAUCCAAAUCUGCUUGUCCAGAGGUUAACAAGGGGAAACACACUAACCUAAGAGAAGUACUGGUCAUCACAGAGUCUGUAGAUCAAAGUGUUAAUAAUUCAGCAGAACCUGAGCAGGCAUCAGGAGCUGAUGAUACAGAAUUCCUUUCUGUGGUUGAUGUAGCUGCUGGACAGCUACUUAGAAAAUCUUUAGAUGAUGAUGAUAACACAAUUAGUUCUGGUUCUCAGACAUCUUCAAAUUUGAUGGACAUCGACACUUCUCAAGGAAUGUCAUCAAAUGCCCCCGCACAUCAAGAGCCUGCCCAAACGUCAUCCCAAGACAGUUCAGGGAAUACUACCAAGGGAUCCAUUGAAGUUAUUACUGAUAUCGAAGAGAAGGGCCACUUCUCUGGGCUUCAGGAUAAGAGCAUUACAGGUUCACCAUUGAAGGUUGAAUACACCAUGGGUUUAGAAGCUGUCGAUACUAUUUCUCUAGAAUGUGAAACCAUCCCUGGACAUCACUGUGUCUAUUGUGCUGCGCAAUUUCCUUCCAGGAAUGACCUUUGGAACCAUGCGAGAGGCUGCCGCGACAACCAUCUUAUGUUAAUAGCUAAUCGGGUUGCUGGAGAAUCCAAACCCGGCCUUGUGAUUGAACCUGUAGUCUUGGAAAAGGUGCCCUGGCAGGUACACAACGAUUACACCAAAAAAGAGGCUAUGGUUAUGAGGACUGAGAUUGGAAUCGACCUUAAUUGUGUCCUACCUGCUGUUGGUUAUAAACAUCCGCCCAACAAACCUCCUAACCCUCAAACUGCCAAACACAAGAAAAGGAAAAAGAAAAAUAAGAUCAAGGAAGAUGUAGAAAAGGAGAAAAAGAGAAUGAUUGAGAGAAAGAAGAGGAGGGAAAGGGAUGUACAACGAGAGAAGAUCCGUGUCCAAGCCAAACUGCAACAACUUGAACAGAAAAAAUUAAAGCGGACAAAAAAUAAUGAACAGGAAUCAUUGAGACGUGAGCUGUGUGAUAGGUCAUUUCAUUCCAUAGAUACGUUUGAAGAACGCAAAAUUGGUCAUGUGACCAUCCCUCAUAAGAAAGCUCUUACUGUAAGUGUUGAGAAACUUAAAAUGGGAGAGAUCGUAGGUAGCGAACAAUUCAAGUCAUCUAGUAAACACUCGGACACUAUCAAGUUAAAAGAAAAGAAAUCUUCAAAAAAGAAACAUUCUAAAAUUCCUGAAAGCAAGUCAGUUGCCAAGAAGAUACUUUCAGUGGAGGAAGACCUAUAUGUGGAUGUUGUAAGUUUAGACGACACAUCAGCUAAUGUGAAAAAUCUUGAUAAAAAUGUACUCAAGAGUACUGGAAAACCUGAUAUCCCUGUAGCUGCAGUUGCAACGCCCAGAACUGCCACUGGGAAUGCGACAGGCACUGAGAAGGUUGUAGAUACGGGGAUCUCACAUGGGAACUCUAAAGCAACGGUGUGGAAGAAGAAUGAAUUUGGUGUGCAAUUUCCUGUUGUUAUUGAGGUAGAGUGUCCAGACUGUCAGAUGAUUUUCAGUCACCAGUCCACAUUGGACAGGCAUAGGAGGCUGCACAGAAAAUAAACCCAUCAUAUGUGUGAUAUUCAGAAUAAAGGUAACUUGAACCAAUAAUUGAAAAGGGAAGAUAAAUGGACAGGAGCUGUGACGGGGAUUUGUGCCCAAAUAUAUUUAUAAAAAGCUUCCCUUCAUUCUUUGCAAAAGAGGUCUUAUUCAUAGUUCCAAUUGUUCAAUCCAGGUUCCUAUUCACCUUACCUGGGUAGAGCUCAGCACAAUGUGGAUCAAUUUCUUGCUGAAGGGAAACGUGCCAUCAUCAUCACCAUCCUUAUCAUUAUUGUCAUCACCAUCAUCAUCUUCGUUAUCACCAUCAUUUCAUUAUUAUCACCAUUGUCAUCAUCUUGAACUUUAAUAUUGUUAUCACUCUCAUAAAUAUCACCAUAAUCAACAACAUCAUCAUCAUCGUUGUCGCCUACAUGCGUACUUAUCAUAACAGUGUCCCCUAAAUCAUUUCAACAUAAAUCAAAGUCCUGUCAAAUUGUCUAUACUAUACAUGGUCACUCUCGAUUUUUCCCAUUCAAAAGUAGGUAAAUUGGUGAUGGCAAUAUUCCAAACCUAUUGACAUGAAGUGUGUAAGUAACAAAUUAUUGUUCUUUAUUUUUCUUUUUUUAUUCAAUAUUUGGAAAUGUUUCAUGAUAUCUCUGAUAAGUGCAAUGUAUAUGGGUUAAAAUAAUUGCGAUCAUUCUCUCUUUUACAAAUGUAUCACCUAUUCAUAGCCAAUCAAAAGUUUUCUGUGAUGUCACUACAUUGAGAAUAAGUUUUGCUGUAAAAAAAAAAAUAUUACAUAACUAAUCACAACUUGGAUUAUAAAGUAAUUUAUUCAUACAUGUAUUAAUACUUUAAUAUUAGAUAAAGAAUCUGAUUGCAGUUAGACUUUAUAGUGUGCAAAAUAAUUUGAAAAUGAAAGCAACCCAAUUGUCAAUAUUACAACUCAUUUGUAUUUUAAGUCUUUGAACACAAAUUACAAUUAGACAAUAAACACAUACUGUAAUCCAUAGACCCCGGUCAAAAGAUAUUUAGAGCACAGUGCUCAAUAGGUCAGGCACAUAAGUCAAAGCCAGGUCUUUCAAACAGGAACCCCACGAGCAACUUUUCAUUACCUAUUCUCACAUUACAUCAUAGACAAAAUAAUAGGAAAUGUGCUAUGAAAAGAUGCAUAAGGCCUUCAUAGCGGGAUUCCUGCCAAAAGACGCAGUCCAGACUUUGACAAGUUGCCUUGAAGUAGGAAAAUUUUGAAUUAUUCCUGAAGUUUAUUCCAAUGUUAAUACAUUAUUUGAAAUUCCUUUUUUAUUGACAUAAGAAAAAAAAUUAAUAUAUUUUUGUCAGGCGCCUCGGUUUUGAAAGUGGGGGGGGGGGCUGAUCAUGUAGAAUUUCAAAAUCAGAUGGUCAUUUUUAUGUGUGUGUUUUUUUGUACACGGUUUUUGACAAAACAGUAGGGGGGCUGAAGCCCACCCAGCCCCCCCUCCCAGUUCCACAACCCCUGUCUAUUACCUUGUCUUUCUCUCUUCAUCUCCAACUGUUUCCCCUUUUCUUACAAUUGACCUAUAUUGUCACUUUUAUUCUCAGUAUUCUUUCUACUUCUGUCUCAUUUUCCUGUUUGAGAGUUCGAAUUUUAAAUGUGUUUGCAGAAUACUACUGUUAUUGUGACACAGAUGAGUGUUUCACGAAGGGCAUAAUACAUAAAUGACUUUACAAAUGACACUUUCUUGUGCUAAAUUAUAUAUCCCUACAUCACUUGGCACCGAAGAACAUGUUCCAGUCGUGCGUAAAAGCCACGCGUAACUUUACGAGCAGCUUUAUGAAUCAAUCACAUCUCUACAGUAUGAUGGUCCUGAAUUCCAUACCAUAUGUACAUCAUGAUUUUUUUGGCCAGUGUCUGUUUUGUCCAACCCAUUGUAAAUCAUCUUGCAAGCAUUUUUUGUAAAUCCUGCAUUUUGUUGUCUGUGUGAACAAGGGCCAUCAGAGCCAUGUGUCGUCAAUUGCAAUAAAAUUAUGGAACUUUGUUCACAUACUUUCCAGAAAGCCUUUUCCACUUGAGUGGAAAUUAUAAAGAAAUAUGACUGAAAAUUUCAUGUUUUUAGAUUUUUUAUAUUUGAUUGAGAAUGUACUUUAUUCUCAAAGGUCAAUAUUCUGAAUUGAAAUAUCCGUGGGCCCAAUCUCACAAUGAGAUACAAAUGAUCCGAUCAACCACAACUAUGGAAAGCCAGCAACGCCAACAUCAAAAAUCCAGUGUUUGCUCAAAAUGUUUUCUAGUUAUUUUAUCAUGACAACUCUGUGUACUACUUCCUCUUCGUCAGUUCCAAAGGAUGUGUAAAUGUCCUGUAGGAGAAAUUAUGACAAUGAUGGAUUCCCAUAUAGUUGAGGUUGAUCAGAUCAAUCAGAACUCUUUGUAAGAUGUGAUCCAGAUUUUGUGAAUGUGGAGACACCUUUCCCGUAAUGUGUAUAUAUAUUCUGUACAUUGAUCAGUAUUUAGCUACUCACUGCCAUUUUCUAAUGACUUGUAGUAUACUUGUAUUUUGAAUUGAAAUGAUUGUCAAAUGUAUCAAUUGAAAUGUGGAAGGUCGGCCGACAAAAGGACGUAAAUCACAUACUUUGCCAUUAUGAGCUUAUGGUACCAAUGAAAAUGUAAUCAGUAAAGCCCUAGAUUCUGAAAACCAUAACACCUAAUGUGGAUUCAACUACCUAUUGCCUAUCACCACAUCUCAAUAUGUUUGUCUGAUAGGUGGUUAUUAACCAUCACAUCUCAAAAUAUCUGUCCUUUCAGUUAAAGGCCUUCUAUUUUUCAUCCUUCUAUAGGCCUAUAUGAUAUGAUUUUAAGAGGAAGGAUAUUCUUCAAAAUAACUAGUCUGAAUAUUUUUCCCCCAAGAAUCAGCAAUCCUUUUUAGUCAACUGAUUCUGACUACCUAUAUAUAUAUUUAAUUCCAACUCUCAACUUAAUAAUAGUUACAUGCAUGGCUUGGGAAAUGAUUAUCAAAUCAUACUAUAUGGGGUAUCAAGAGGAAAAUGAUCUAACAAUUCCCAAACUGUAAAAUAUAUUACCAAAAUAUUCAGUCGCUGUAGUACAUUGGCUGUUUCACUUUCUGCAGUGGCUCCAAUUACCUCUGUGCGCAAAUGGAGAAAAAAAUAAGAAAUUAAUUGAUAAAUCCCCAGAACAUAAUGUACAUUCAUUCCUUUCUAGAUGAAUAACAGCAAUACAUAAAGCUUAUUUUUCAGCUGACUUGGUACAAAUGGCAUACAGUAAUAUGAAUUUUAAUUAUUUCUUUUAUUUUUAUUUCUCAUCUUUUCCCUGUUAUAGUAACAGGAGAAUAAUCAGAUUUGUUGCUGCUCUGUGCCCUGAGUGCUCUCUUAUGUAUUUUGUUUUAUUUUCCCAAAUUGUAUAAAAAUGUUAUGUAAUUGUAAUGCAGUUACAAUGUGGUAUGUAUAAAAUCUGUUGUUUCUUUGUGGAUAGUUUUUUCAUGUUCCAAAGAUGAAAUGUUUCCAUUUAUUUUUAUGUACGUUUUAUGUACAUUUUCCCCAGAUUGAAAUACAAUGCUUGAAUUGAUGUAUAUUCAAUUAAAUGAUUGUAAAACAUGCUUUAAUAUAUAA
Lytechinus pictus (painted urchin) is the source of this 11782-nucleotide messenger RNA. RefSeq lists its product as uncharacterized. Bases 347 to 8206 code for a protein of 2619 amino acids. The transcript is spliced from 4 exons. The record is from RefSeq and is a predicted model, not a curated record. NCBI's taxonomy places the organism in Eukaryota, Metazoa, Echinodermata, Echinoidea, Temnopleuroida, Toxopneustidae.